AUGUUACAAUUACACCGAGAAUAUUUUAAAGCACAUGAUUCAUGUCAAGAUUCAGUUGAAUUAAUGAGACAAACACAAAAGCAAAGUCCAUUUCAAUUACAAGCAGCACCUGAUGAUGAUAAACGACGUUUAUCAUUUUUAAUAACUUAUCAUGCGAAAAAAAAUAAACAAAAUAAUAUAAUUGAGCAAAUGGUCAAUAUUAUCGAAGAAGCAUAUGCUGCAACCCAAUUUGAUGAUAUUGAUAAAGUAGAAGUACCAGCAUUAAUGAAAGGACGUUUAUAUGGAAAGCUUCUUAAAGCAAUGUGUAUUUCAUUACCAUCGAGUUUUACUUGUGAAGAUCCAGUUCACCUAACAGGUAUUAAUGAUGAUCAAGCAUUAAAUAAUGCAACAUCAUCACAUUCAAUCGCACGAGAUCUUGUGUAUAAUUAUUAUUUCGGCUUACUUUUUAAUGUUCAUGAAUUAUAUAAUUCGUGCGGUGUUCAAUUUGAUGGUGUAAAUAUUAUAUCAUUAGUUGAUCAUAGUGAACAUGUUGAACGUGCUGUUGAUGAAAUAGAAACAACUGACACAGAUCAAAGUACAAGAAGAAGUUCUCGCCGUCGCAUUCCAAAUCGAAAAUAUGAUAAUGAUUAUAUUUCUCCGAUUAUUAAUCGAAGAGGGUUGUCAAAUGCAUUAUCACUGAAAAGAUGCCUCUCUUCAUCCAGCGAUUCCAUUUCUGUCAGUUUGAAACAAAAUCCAAUUCGUGAUCAACACAAGAAAGUGAAGCAAUUGGCACCGAGUACGUCGGACAAAGAGCAAAAUGUAUUUAACAAACCACCGAGAGUACCAAAACCACAGUGCAUUGCAGAACUUGGUACUCUCACUCUCAAGUGGCCUAAAUACGGAAUUAAUAAUGGCAUUUAUGACGGUCAAUCAUUUUCUGUCACAAGAAUAUGUCCUAUAGACACUGGUUUGUUUGCUUUGUACCAUGCCUAUAAGGCUGGCAGUGAUAAAUUUCAAAACCUUUUUGAAAAUGAUAAUCUUGAUGCUCUUGUGGUUCUUCGUGAUACAUUCAAAUAUGUUGAAACUAACGAUUGGGCUGUGGUUCGAUUACAUUGGCUAGUGCGACAUCAACUACUCAAUGAAAAAAUAUCGGAUGGACGAUAUGAUUUGAAAAAUACCUUAAAGAAAAUUGUUUUUGAUUAUGUACGACCAAUGCAAAUAUUUGAGAUUAUAUCCGAAUGUUCAUGCAUCGCUUGUCCUCAACGUAUAUGUAAAAAUUCAAGCGUCGAUUUAACAUUACGGUAA
Molecule: messenger RNA, 1284 nt
Organism: Rotaria socialis
Lineage: Eukaryota; Metazoa; Rotifera; Eurotatoria; Philodinida; Philodinidae
Source: the annotation of a GenBank genome assembly